Messenger RNA from Camelina sativa (false flax), 2325 nucleotides. RefSeq lists its product as uncharacterized. Gene Ontology annotation, molecular function: protein binding; DNA binding. The record is from RefSeq and is a predicted model, not a curated record. NCBI's taxonomy places the organism in Eukaryota, Viridiplantae, Streptophyta, Magnoliopsida, Brassicales, Brassicaceae.
CUUUCUCUGUUUCCAUUUUUUCGUUUUGACCGGUUAAUCAGAAUCUUUUUUAUUAAAAGAAGAAAAAGAAAAAAGAAGAAGAAGAAGAAGAGGGCACGUGGUGAAUGGUGAAGAUGCUUUACUGCCACUGGUCCUCGCCUUCCCCCUUCUCCUCCCUAAUCAAAGUCGCCUGAGAAUCUGAGCUCUCUCUCUCUCUCUCUCUCCCCUUUUUUUUUAAUCUCCGGCCUCUACACGGAGAGCUCCACUCUCGAGCGGCGAUUCGCUCCGUGGAUUGUUCUUCCUCAGUUUGUGCAUUUCCUCAAUUCGGUGGAUUGAAUCUUCUUCCUCGCGACGCAACGACUUUUUUUUUUUUGUUUUUCCAUCUUCCAGUUUGGUAAUUACUGCUUAAAGCUAGAUAGUUUAGGAGUGUGACUUCUUUAUUUUCUUCUUAGGUUUUGAGAGAUAAGAGUAAUGGGGGAUAUAACUUGGGUUGAGGAGGGUAAUAACAAUGUCUCUGCAAUAUCAUCGAGGAAAAGAAAAGCUAGACCUAAAAGAUUCGAAUUCAUAGGAUGGGGUUCGAGACAACUCAUUGAGUUUCUCCAGUCACUUGGUAAAGAUACUACUGAUAUGAUCUCUCGCUAUGAUGUUACUGAUACCAUUGCUAAGUACAUUGCUAAAGAAGGUCUUUUGGAUCUUUCUAAUAAAAAGAAAGUUAAAUGCGAUCGAAGGUUGCUUUCGCUUUUCGGGACUAGGAAGAUUUUCAGAAUGAAAGUCUAUGAUUUGUUGGAAAAGCAUUACGCUGAGAAUCAGGAUGAUUCGGAUUUUGAUUUUCUUUAUGAUGAUGAGACGCCUCAGAUCAUUUGUCAUUCGGAUAAGGUAGCUAAAAUGGGGAGUAAGGUUGUUGUUAAGAAACCUAGAGCUAGAGGUACUUUUGCUGCGAUUGUUAGUGAUAAUAUCAAGCUUAUCUACUUGAGAAAGAGUUUAGUUCAGGAAUUGAUCAAGUCUCCUGACACCUUUGAGGGUAAAAUGUUGGGAAGUUUUGUGAGGAUUAAGUCUGAUCCUAAUGAUUAUCUUCAGAAGAACCCUUAUCAGCUUGUUCAGGUUACAGGCGUGAAGAAGGAACAUGGGACUGAUGAUUUUCUUCUUCAGGUUACAAACUAUGUGACAGACGUUUUUAUAUCUAUGCUCUCUGAUGAUAAUUUCUCCCAGGAAGAAUGUGAAGAUUUGCAGCAGAGAAUAAAGAACGAGCUUCUUAAGAAGCCUACAAUUGUGGAGAUGGAAGAAAAGGCUAGAAGUUUACAUGAAGAUCAGACAAAACACUGGCUUGGAAGAGAAAUUAUACAGUUACAAAGGCUUAUUGAUCGGGCCAAUGAGAAGGGAUGGCGAAGAGAGCUGUCUGAGUACCUGGAGAAGAAGGUUCUUCUUCAAAAUCCAGAAGAACAGGCCCGGUUAAUCCGUGAAGUUCCAGAAGUUAUUGAAGAGAAACUUGUACCGAACCCUGAAGCGUCCCCUGAGGCUCAUAAUAGUGACAACGAGCAACAAUUGAGUGAAUCUCCAUUAUCGUGCAUCCAAGAAACCCCAGAAGUCCGCAACCUCUUUGGUAGAGAAGAUCAACAAUGUAAUGGCUAUCUAAUAUCAAACCCCAACACAACUCCGGGAAUCACGUCUCAUGCUAUGGAAUUAAACGAGAGAUUGCCAACUUGGAUUGCUUCUACAGGUGAUGAAUAUCUUCAUGGAGAUGUAGAGCAGCCAGCAAAUGGCAUCACUGGAGGAGAGACGCCGAUUAAAGAGUCUGAAGUUUCUCAGCAUCAGUCAAAUAUAUCAGUAACUAAUCCCAACAACGUAUCUCAAGCUCAACCAAAUCCAUCAGAGAUAAUCGAACUGAGCGAUGAUGACGAAGAUGACAACGGUGAUGGAGAGACCCUUGACCCUAGAGUUGAAGAUGUUCAGGUUCCGUGUUAUGAUAAAGAGAAGUUAAACUGGUUAUACAAAGAUCCCCAGGGUCUUGUACAGGGACCUUUCUCUCUCAUGCAACUCAAAGUUUGGAGCGACGCAGAUUACUUCAGCAGAACCUUCAGGGUUUGGAUGACAGGACAAAGCAUGGAAUCCGCGGUUUUACUAACCGAUGUUCUUCGUCGAGUUUAACCAAAUGGAAUACUUUGAAGACUAUUAGAUUCAAUCAAGAGUGGUUUGAGUUAGCUGUUACCGUCUGUUUUUAUUUUCCAGUUGCAGUAGGUUUUGCUCCUCCUUUUAAGUAAACAGCGAAUAAGAAAAGGAUGUGAAGCUCACACAGUGUUAUAUAACCUUUUUGACUCCAUGAGUAUAAACAAUUGUUUGAUCCCAUCA